AUGAAGUUGAGGGUCAUCGACGACGAUUUGUUCCCCUCGACGCCGGGAAAGGUGAAGAUCGAGAGGACGCACGCGCUGAACCGGCAGCUUCAUCGCUGCUUCGCCUCCACGAGCACGCUCUUCCUGUGGGCGCUCCUCCUCGUCGCUCUCACCGCCUCCUACCUCAGCUUCCGGAGCUUCGUUGCCACAUCCUCCCGAUACUUCACCGCCACUUGGGGAGGCCUCCACUGGGAGCGCCAGAUCCGCUCUUCCGCAGCCGUGACCCGCCCCGACGGGAUCACGGUUCUCAUUACCGGCGCCGCUGGGUUCGUUGGCUCACACGUUUCGUUGGCCCUCCGCCGCCGCGGGGAUGGCGUCGUCGGGCUUGAUAACUUCAACGCCUACUACGACCCCUCCCUAAAGAAGGCCCGCAAAGCGCUGCUUGAUUCCCAAGGGGUCUUCGUCGUGGAGGGCGAUGUCAACGAUGCUCGCCUCCUGGCCAAGCUGUUCGACACCGUCCCCUUCACCCACGUGAUGCACCUCGCAGCUCAGGCCGGCGUCCGCUACGCCAUUGAGAAUCCGGCGUCGUACGUGCACAGCAACGUCGCCGGGCUCGUCACCCUCCUGGAGGCCUGCAAGUCUGCUGAUCCACAGCCCUCCGUCAUCUGGGCCUCCUCCUCCUCCGUCUACGGCCUCAACGACAAGGUUCCCUUUUCCGAGUCGCACCGUACCGACCGACCGGCCUCCCUCUACGCCGCCACCAAGAAGGCCGGCGAGGAGAUCACCCACGUAUACAACCACAUCUACGGCCUCUCCAUCACUGGUCUCCGCUUCUUCACCGUAUACGGACCGUGGGGCCGGCCCGACAUGGCCUACUACUCCUUCACCCGCAACAUCCUACAGGGCAAGCCCAUCAACAUCUACCGACGCCGCGACGGCGCCGAUCUCGCGCGCGACUUCACCUACAUCGACGACAUCGUCCGAGGGUGCGUUGCAGCGCUGGACACGGCGGAGGCGAGUACAGGGAGCGGCGGAAAGAAGCGGCGGCCGGCGCAGUACCGGAUCUGCAACCUGGGAAACACAUCUCCGGUGACCGUGCCGGCUCUGGUGAGAAUCCUGGAGCGCCAUCUGAAAGUGAAGGCGAAGAAGCACGUGCUGGAGAUGCCGGGGAACGGCGAUGUGCCCUUCACCCACGCCAACAUCAGCUCGGCUCGAGCCGAGCUCGGCUACAAGCCCACCACCAACCUGGACACCGGCCUCAAAAAGUUCGUGAAAUGGUACCUUUCUUACUACGGUUACCGGCUCAACAACAAGAGCGUGUAGGGUUUAAACCAUUUUUUAUCAUUAUUUUCGCUAUUUUUAAAUGGGUUAAUUCAUGCCA
Zingiber officinale is the source of this 1360-nucleotide messenger RNA. Its product is annotated as UDP-glucuronate 4-epimerase 1-like. The record is from RefSeq and is a predicted model, not a curated record. The transcript has a single exon. The coding region runs from base 1 to 1302 and encodes 433 amino acids. Lineage: Eukaryota; Viridiplantae; Streptophyta; Magnoliopsida; Zingiberales; Zingiberaceae.